GCGCUUGCCAUGCCAAAAAUGACUGACACCGUAUUUCUAUUCGAUGUGGACGGCACGCUAACACCAUCUCGCAAGAAAAUCACGCCUGAAAUGUUCAACUUCCUUCGCGAGCUGCGCAAGGACGUGUACAUAGCAUUCGUGGGUGGCAGCAACCUGGAAAAGCAGCAGGAGCAGGUCUGCCCCGAGAUACUUUCGCUGUUCGACUAUUCGUUUCCCGAGAACGGCCUGAGCUUCUACCGUGGUACCGAACUGGUGAGCAAGCAGGGCAUCAACGAUUUUCUGGGCGAGGAGAUCCUGCAAAAUUUCGUGAACUUCUGCUUGCAUUACAUGAGCAACAUCAAACUGCCUGUAAAACGCGGUUUGUUCGUUGAGAUGCGCGAUUCAAUGGUGAAUAUAUCGCCUGUGGGCCGUAACUGCAACGAUGAGGAGCGCCAGCAGUUCUUUGAGUAUGACAAGGAGCACAAGAUACGAGAGAACAUGGUGCAGGUGCUCAAGAAGGAAUUCGGCAAGUAUAACAUGCACUUCUCCAUAGGCGGGCAGAUCAGCAUCGAUUGCUUUCCUACCGGAUGGGACAAGCGGUACUGCCUGCAGCAUUUGGAGAGUGAAGGCAUCAAGAACGUGUACUUCUUCGGGGACAUGGUGCAUGAGGGCGGGAACGACUACGAGAUAUUUGAGGAUGAUAGGGUUGUAGGUGUGGCUGUGUGCGCACCACAGGACACACUGGUAAAAUGCAAGGAGAUACUUGCAGAGAUCAAGCUUGAGCACAGCAUAAAGGAGUAAAGCUGCAGUUUGCAUG
Molecule: messenger RNA, 796 nt
Organism: Vavraia culicis subsp. floridensis
Lineage: Eukaryota; Fungi; Microsporidia; Pleistophoridae
Product: HAD hydrolase, family IIB
Exons: 1
Coding region: 10-780 (256 amino acids)
Biological process (GO): protein N-linked glycosylation; mannose metabolic process; GDP-mannose biosynthetic process
Cellular component (GO): cytosol
Molecular function (GO): phosphomannomutase activity
Source: RefSeq, a predicted model, not a curated record